Linum tenue is the source of this 1443-nucleotide messenger RNA. The record is from the annotation of a GenBank genome assembly. NCBI's taxonomy places the organism in Eukaryota, Viridiplantae, Streptophyta, Magnoliopsida, Malpighiales, Linaceae.
AUGGCACAAGGCCACAUGAUCCCCAUGGUCGACAUCGCCAAGCUCCUAGCCUCCCGCCACGGCGUCCUCGUCACCAUCGUCACAACUCCGGUCAACGCCGCCCGAUUCAAAUCCCCGCUCGACCGCGCAAUCAACGAGCUCCGCCUUCCGAUCACCGUCGUCCAGCUCCGUUUCCCCUGCUCCGAAGCAGGGCUACCCGAAAACUGCGAAUGCGUCGACCUGCUCCCUUCCGUCGCCUCCCUCGCCGGAAUCUUCCGCGCCGCCGCAUUAAUGGAGCCUCAGGUCGAAACCCUCUUCCAAACCCUCAAUCCGCCUCCCAGCUGCAUCGUCUCCGACUUCUGCCUCCCUUACACCAACAGGAUAGCGAAGAAAUUCGACGUGCCGAGGAUCAGCUUCCACGGAUUCAGCUGCUUCAGCCUCCUCUGCCUCCACUUGAUGAAGCUCCACGAGGACGAAUUCCAGAGCUGCGCGAGCUCCGACCACGAAUACUUCGUCGUUCCGGGGUUCCCGGGAGGAAUCGAGCUCACCAGGGAGCAGCUUCCGUUGCAGUCGAAGAAGCCAGGGGAUGAUCUAGGGAAGGCGGAGUCGGAGGCAGAGUCGGAGGCUUAUGGGGUCAUUGUGAACUCGUUCGAGGAAAUGGAGGCAGAGUACCUGAAGGAAUUCAAGGAGGCGAAACAGGGGAGGGUUUGGUGCGUUGGGCCAGUUUCGCUGACGAAACGUUUCGAAUUGGAUGACUUGGAGAGAGGGAACUCUUCGUCGUCAGUUCGUGUCGAUCAGUGUCUAAGUUGGUUAGAUGACAAGGAAUGUAAUUCUGCGAUUUAUAUCUGCCUGGGCUCUAUAUGCAACCUCUCGUCGGCUCAACUGAUCGAGCUCGCUUUGGGGCUCGAGGCGUCGGAGAAGGUAUUUGUAUGGGUUGUUAAGGAGAUUGAGAAGACCAAGGAGCUUCUCGAGUGGAUGGCGGAUGAGAAGUUCGAGGAGAGGGUUUCUCCGAGAGGGAUGGUGAUACGAGGGUGGGCGCCGCAGGUGCUGAUCUUGUCCCACCCUUCCGUUGGAGGGUUCCUCACUCACUGUGGCUGGAAUUCUUCCCUGGAGGGGAUCAGUGCAGGGGUUCCAUUGGUGACGUGGCCUAUGUUUGCGGAUCAAUUCUGCAACGAGAAGCUAAUCGUUGAAGUGGUGAGAACAGGUGUGAAAGUUGGAGCGUGGCGCCCCACGAUCUGGGAUGGGAAGGAGGAAACGAAAGAAGUGUUGGUGACGAGGGAGCAAGUGGAGAGGGCGGUGAGACUAGCGAUGGAUGGUGGAGAGGAAGAAGAAGCGAGAAGGAAGAGAGCACAGGAGCUUGCUGGUAUGGCGAGACGAGCCGUGGGAAAUGGAGGAUCUUCUCAUAAAAAUGUUGCCAUGUUGAUCGAAGAUAUCAUUCAACAGCAAGAGCUAAGAAAAGCGUAG